Messenger RNA from Nothobranchius furzeri (turquoise killifish), 3642 nucleotides. RefSeq names its product dnaJ homolog subfamily C member 16. Lineage: Eukaryota; Metazoa; Chordata; Actinopteri; Cyprinodontiformes; Nothobranchiidae. The record is from RefSeq and is a predicted model, not a curated record.
AGCUAGCUGACGCUGAGGGUGUGCUAAUGUCCAUCAUCUGUAAGGAGCAUCAUGUCCUCGUCGUGGUGAAAUAGCCAUUUGUUGUCUGUAUUCUCACUUGACACUUAAAUAAUUAACAAAACCGAUCAUGUAAGCGCUUUGUUUGAUAUAUUUGUCCGCUAUAGGCUAGCUAAUUGUUGUAACUACAACAGUAGCAAGGAAGAUGACGGAUACUUGGAGCAACACCGGCCGGGGUCUUCGGAUAUAUCCAUCUUUGCUGCUCGCCACCUGUCUGUUAAUAUUGACUGUACGUUUGGUGAUAACUGCGUCUGAGUUUGACCCCUAUAGUAUUCUGGGUGUCAGCAGGAGCGCCAGUCAGGCAGAAAUAAAACGGGCAUACAAGAACCUCGCCAGAGAAUGGCAUCCAGACAAGAAUAAAGACCCUAAAGCUGAAGACAUGUUUAUCAAGAUUUCUAAAUCAUACGAGAUUCUGUCUAAUGAGGAGCGAAGGUCCAACUAUGAUCGCUAUGGGCAGAUGGAUGAAAACCAACCCUUUGGCCAGUCACAACAUCACGGUUUCCGCAAAUUCCACAACAGCUUCUACUUUGACGAGUCCUUUUUCCAUUUCCCCAGGUCCAGGGAGUUUGCAGACAGCAAGUACAUGCUUCACCAUGCACAGUUUAACAGUGAUGUACUCCCAGACAGCUACAAGAGGCCAUACUUGAUCAAAGUGACUUCUGAGUGGUGCUUUGAAUGUAUGCACAUUGAGCCUGUGUGGAAGGAGACGGUGCAGGAGCUGGAACCCCUGGGUGUGGGUUUUGGCAUUGUCGAUCUGGGCUAUGAGCGCCGUCUAGCCAAUCAGCUGGGAGCUUAUCGUGCGCCCUCCAUCAUCGGGCUGGCGAAUGGCAGGAUAACCUUCUUCCACCAGGCUGUGGUUCGAGAACACCUGCAACAGUUUCUAGAAGCACUGCUGCCUCAAAACUUGGUGGAGAGGAUCAAUGAUAAUAACUACCUGGCUUUUCUUGACGGUUGGCAUUCAGAAAAUAAGCCCCGUGUUCUCCUGUUUGACCAAGUUCCUGUUGUUUCUCUACUCUACAAGCUGACAGCCUUUACCUUCAGAGACUACGUGCGCUUUGGCUACGUGGAUCAGGGAGCCUCGCACAACCCUAAACUACUUCAGCAGUUCAACUUAAACACCUACGCUCCCACCAUGCUGCUUUUUAAGGAGCACACAGAGAAGCCCGUUGACAUCAUCCAGGCUAGAGGGAUGAAGAGGCAGCUCAUGGACGAGUUUGUCUCCAACAACAAGUUCCUGCAGGUGCCACGGUUGGUCAGCCAGCAGCUUUUUAAUGAGCUGUGUCCUGUCAAGCAGUUCCAUCGGCGAAGGAAGUACUGUGUGCUGCUCAUCACCGGGGAGGAUGAAGCUUUCCUUUCAGGCAAUAAGGCCUUCUUGGACUUUGCCUCCGCUAACAAAAAAGACGUGCUAAGGUUUGCGUACGUCUACCAGCGUCAACAGCAACCUCUUUGUCGGGCGCUUCUGCACAACCAGGCUGUCGCUUCAGCUCAGGUGGUGGUUCUGGAGAGGAGGAGCCUAGCGGGUAGGGUCAUGUACCGCUCUGUGAGCAGAGGCUGGAACGGCAGUGAGGAGGACAAACAUCACCUCCACCAACAGCUGGAGCUCCUUCAGAAAGACCCCAGCUAUCUGACCUUAGAUGCAACGUUACCAGAACUCAACAACGAGAUGGCUCCGAUUUUUAUUGUUCAGUGGAUGAACGCAGCUUAUGAUUACAUCCUUCAAACUUAUGAUGGCGUCCUCUACUCAGACUGGCGAGAGAUUAUGCCCCUUCUGUCCUUGGUGUUCUCGGCUCUCUUUAUUCUUUUUGGCACCGUUAUCAUCCAGGCUUUCAGUGAGCCGGGCGAGAGCAAACCUCACAAAUCCAAACGAAAGGAGCAACCCAGCACACAAACUGAGGAUGAUGCAGCCAGCAGAGCAAGUACCUCAAGCCGUCCUCCAAAGAAGGACUUUGUGGAAGUGACGGAGCUAACAGACAUCACUUACAUCAGUAACCUGGUAAAACUGAGACCGGGCCACAUCAAUGUCGUCCUGGUGCUCACUAAUAUCUGCAAAAACGCAUUGCUCAGGAAAUUUGCCAAGGAGGUUUUCUCUUUCUCGGGCACUGAGACUCUGCACUUCUCCUUCCUCAAUGCUGACAAGCACCGUGAGUGGAUGCCUUCGCUCCUGCGCUCAGCCUGUUAUGUUGGGCAGAGUGAGAGCCUUGAUGAUGAAGAGUCCUCAGACUACUCUGGACACGUCCUGGCUCUCAAUGGCUACAAGAAGUACUUUUGCCUCUUCAGGCCCGUCUUCACAGGCGACGAUCCCAACAACUCGUCGUCCGAGAGCUCGGUUUCUUCCGACAGCAGGAGAAAGUCUCGUUCCAGGUCCAGAUCUAGCUCCCACUCUCGAUCCCGGUCUCAUUCCAGAGAGGAUGGGGCCAAACCCAAAAGAGGUUCAAGUAGAGCUACUAGCAUAGAAGUCCACCACAAGCUGGACAAACUGGGAAUGUGGAUGGAGAGACUGAUGGAGGGGACAUUGCCCAGGUUGCACGUCUCUGCAUGGCCCACGCUCGAUGACAACUCUUCCACAGAGAGCUGAAAUCAGAAAGAACAACUCGGCCUUGUGGCUUUAAUUCCUGGUUAGAUACGUCUGAACGAUGUCUGCAGAGCAGUGUUGUGGUUCACACUUAACUGUUUAAGUUCUGCUUUUUAAUUGUAGGUUGACACUGAUGGUGUGAGCGAGCAGCAACACCUUGUGGAGGAGUGUUAUGAGUACAAAAUGCUAAUUAUCGUACUGCUUUAUCACAUCCACCUUCAGACAGCGUGCAUCAAAACACAACACAGGCGUUCGCCACAGCCCCGGUGAUCCAGCUAAACUCUUACGAGGUUUCUGGCUGUGCACGGUGGUGGGAGCGUGCACGUAUGUUCUUGUAAUUCUUCUUUAUGAAUCUCAGUCACUGUUAAAUUACAAACAUCUGUACUAGCUUGAUUUCUUAUUACUUCUUUAGCUGUAGACAUGAAUUAUUCAGUCUUUUGCAGAUAGAAACACUGAUUUGUGCCACAUUUAAACAGGUAUGACAAUGAAAUCAAGCUAUUAAACAUUAACUGUUCUGUGUCUCGUUUACUAAUUAAGUUGUCACUCAGCAAAAAACGGAUGCAAUUUUUUGCACUGCUACUUGUACUUAAAGCCUGGAAAUAACAAUCUAGAGUUUGACUUUAGUGCUUUCUCUCCUUUUGAUGAACAAUUUAGCCAGAAAAAUCCGAUUUACCUGAUAUCCCCCCACAGCUCUGAAUCCAAGAGAAACAAUAUGUCUUCUAAUCUUUAGCCUCUGAAUGUUUACGCAUGAUAGGUAGACUUAAAAUAACUCAUGAAUUAAUUUUGUCACUUUGCACUGGCAGCUUACAUGGCUCUUCUUUUUGUCUCUUCAAAUAGAAACAUUUGCAGUACACUGAUACAAAAUAUGUUCUUCUUUUGUUUGUCCUUUGAACUGAAACUGUGUUCAUUUCUCAAUAAGGAAUGAAGCGUGACUCCAUUUAAAAACUAUUUAUUAAAAUGUGUGACCAUUCGUUUCUGUCAUGCUUCUUUAAACCAAUAAAUAUUUUUACCAA